This is a messenger RNA of Rhodofomes roseus, 2910 nucleotides long. RefSeq lists its product as uncharacterized. Lineage: Eukaryota; Fungi; Basidiomycota; Agaricomycetes; Polyporales; Fomitopsidaceae. The transcript has 4 exons. The record is from RefSeq and is a predicted model, not a curated record. The coding region runs from base 358 to 2544 and encodes 728 amino acids.
GGCAGUAUGUACAGUUGCAUGAGUGCGCGAAGCGACAUCGGAGGAGGGAUCUGCAGCAUUCUGGGUGGCGAGCGGCGAGCGUGGCACACAACCGAGGGACAAGCGCCGAGCCGAGCAUCAGCCACAGGGGGCGCGUGCGCGAUCACGUCGAUGACUGCAAAAUGUUGUCAAUUCCAAUGCGCGUUGCAGCUGCCUGACCUACCCCGGUGACCUCCGCCUUUGUUCCUCCCCCAUAAAAGGGCCCCGGACCAUGCCUCGGCCCUCCUGCCCAUGCUGCAGUCGAGCUCGCGUUAAAUAUCCGUCCGCGCACGCUGCACACACUCCGUUCACCGUCCACUAACCACGGCAUACCCUAGAAUGGCCUCGGAAUCUUGCUCACUCAGUCAAUACCCGCCGGAAUUGUAUUCCGUAAUCUGUGCUCACAUCUACGCCGCUGGCUGCCCCCCUCUGACAUCCUCGCUAGACCCCAUCCUGCAUGCUGAAGGCGAUGUACCGACCACCUUACCGUCCUCGUAUCCCCCCGCGUGCUGGGUCGACUCCGUCUCCAAGCGCACCCUAAAAAAUCUCUGCCUUGUGAGUCACGCAUGGUACGAGGCUACGAAGCCGUGGCUAUGGCGCAAGGUCGAAGUCAGCCUGCCCCGCAGCUGGCUCGCCCUCGUAGACGAGAUCACCUGCGGCGAGGGCGAUGACUCCGAACAGGAGCAGGCCGCGUUCAUUCUGGGGCAGACCAUCCAGGCGGCGGAGACCGCCGCCCUCGCCCAAGAGAGCACAGACAAGAUCGCCGCUCUCGACUUGCAUGAGAAGGUCCUCCGAAAACUCAGCGCUCCGGACGGAUCUAUCCCCCCUGAAUUACUCACUCCUCUCGCAAGCCGCGAGCCGAGCCCGAGGCGUCUGCGACAGAAGAGCAAGAGCCCGCCGCGAUGGAAACUCAUUCGCUCAAUCAGUGAUGUUGUGCGCGACGUCAUGGAGCACGAAAAUCCUGGAAUGUACGUCCCUUCCUUGGAGAUCUCGCACGUCGGCCGAUACGUGCGCCAUCUGGACUUCAAUCAUUUCCGCACGAUUGGCAUGAGGCGCUCCGUAGAGGAAGGCGUCAACAAUCGUUUCGUCACCGGCGAGAGACUGGACUCCGUACUCAAGGAAAUGCCAAGCCUCCUGGCAUUCGGCGCGACCGAAUAUAUGGAUGGGGCGCUCACGUUCCCCGUCCUGAAAGAGCUCCUUCUGCGAGGGUCAGCGUCUCGCGGUCGGGGCAGGCCAUCACGGGGCCGUGACCUAGUCAUCUUUGACCCGAAUGAUGCGGAGGAAGAGGAGCGCGAGCGACGUCGUGAAUGCAAGGAGCUAGAGGCGAUCGACCUUACUGGUUGCAUCAGCGCCGUCUUCGUGAACGCCCUCACUCAAUUUGUCACGGAGCAUCUAAUCGACGACUUGGACGGACAGGCAAGUGACAGCGAUGACGAAGGACCUCGCGAACGCGGCCGUCCCAAAAGUCGCAACACUGUGGAGGAGCCGCUUACUUUCCCCGGGCUGCAGCGGCUUGGUCUACGAGGCGUGAAGUCCAUCCAGCCUCACAUUCUUCAUCCGUUCGUACUAGCAUUCCCCUCCCUCACGCAUCUCGACCUCUCUUGCACUCGCAUCACUCCCGACCUGCUCGCUCUGCUCGGGACAUCUACCACCAUCCACCUGCAGUCCCUGUCGUUGGAGCGAUGCAACUGGCUUACGGGCGAGAGCAUCCGCCAUUUCCUUGUGGGCGCACCUUGCACGAGGGACAUCCGUGAGCUCAGCCUGUACGGCGACCCGACGUGGCCGUCCCCCCUCUCCGCUGAAGACCUAGACGAUAUCCUCGCCAACGCUCCAUGCUUCACUAGCGGCAAUCUAGUCUACCUCGAUCUCUCAAGCGCGCCGUUGACUCGUGCCCACCUACGCGACACCUUCGUUCCCCAGCCGUAUAUGCGUUCGCUCGGCCUGUCUUACAUUCGCUCGCUCGAGCUCGGCGCGGUGGCCGACUUCCUCAAGACGAAGGCGCCCAACGUGGAGGUACUCACCCUUGUGGCGAGCACGCCCGAGCUCGGGUAUGGCGCGCAGCCUGUGCCGGUGCGCCAAGUACCCAUCACGCUGCACGCACAAAUCAUCCGCCCGCUAUGCACGCUGCCCUUCUCGUUCAGCCUGAACCCGAGCAAGAGAAAGGCAGCCGAGCCCCCGACGCGCCUACGAGUCAUCGAGCUCGCCGCGUCGCUGUUGGCCAGUCUGGCCUCGGGCGCGAGCUCAUGGCGAGUCAUGAAGAGCAAGGGCGGUCGGGCGUGGUACGUCGAUGUGGCGAGCGGCUGGGUGGCGGAACUCGGCGGGGAGAGCGAUGUUAGUGUCUUGAAGAGAGACCUUCCGCCCGGGCACCCGUGGCGCCUUGCGCUCGAACGGCUCUCGGAUGCUAACGGCAACGUCAGCAGUGGUAUAGGAUGGCACUCCCGAAAGCUGGAGGUGUUGCACGGCCAUGGACUUCUAGGCCGGGAAGCAGGGCUGUACGGCGCAGUCUCCUUUGCCUACCAGGGAUAAGGACGGUGCCUCUCUGCGAGUUUGCAGUACAACACAGGCGUCCUAGGCGACAAUCAACCAAUUGUCGAGUGACCUUGUUGUAGGACUGAGAAGGCCGCCUUGUUCUUUGAUAGCGCGAGGUACUAUUGUCACCAUGGUGACUCUUGUGUACUCCAGCGUGCAGGACGGGAAGGACUGCCUCUCCGCGUAUCUGUUAUCGCAACGCGUGAGGCCGCGUCUGCAGUACGGUUUAGAGCUAAACUCGGGUAGUGAUAGUACCGCCACCCACCGAUAAAAGCCUUCGUAGUGUACAAUACUUGUAGUGGAUAUGAACACAGGACACAAUGUCAUCGUGAUAUAAGACAGGGCUCAUCCACAACCAUCCAG